CACGGGAGAAGGUACAGGCUCAGUCUGAUAGAGAAUUUGCCUGGUACCACCGUACCUCAGCCAGUACGGCUUUUCGGGUACGGAGUACGGUUUUUCAAUGGGCUCUUAUGGGAAGCACGGUUUUUGGGUACAGUCGUUCUGUACACCGUGAGGUACGGUCUGGCAGUACCUUUUUUCAUGAAAUAAACGGCUUUUUUGACAGUGAAUGGCAAGCAGGCUCCCGGGUCGAGUGUCAGCUCCAGGUGGAUUGUACUUGCAGGCAGGCGUCGGCCACGCCGACGAACUCCCGUUCCUGUUCCCGCUCACCGAGUACGUCCCCGCGCCACCUUCCGCGUCGGACCUAGCCUUCUCCCGCACCCUUCUCUACUUGUUCACCACGUUCGCGUCAACAGGGGCACCCACCAAGGACGACUCAUGGCCAAGAGUGAAGAACUUUGAGAACGAGACAGAGUUUGCAUUUCUCAGCGGCCCCGGCCCCGUGUCCGUACACAGGGGCUUCCAUAACGAUCGCAUGGCUCGCUGGGCCAAGUUCCGCAGCAGCGCUGCCCUUCCACGUGACACUGCAAAAAAUCCAUUGUAGGAUUGCAUCUUGGCUGCCACCAAAAUCUUUUACAUAUUGCAAUAGCCGUUGUUGAAAUGGUCGACACAGGAAGACAUGAUUACUACAAGAAAGAACCAUUCUUAACACUAAUUAUUUUCAAGUCAACGAAAAAAAAACACAUUGAACGAACGUAGAUCAGAUAAAACUCGUUUUGGUUUUAAAAUUACAUUUUCAAGAAUUUGGUUAUGCAUUUAAGCGCACAUGGGUUGGUUCGCCGAGACGUGGAAAUUUGAGGCACGGGAUUUCCAAGAUUUUAAUGUGCGGCUUUUCGGAUGAAACUUUGCAGGUUCAUUCAAGAUGGCUCUAGAAUGGUCCCCAAGAAAUAUUAUAGCUUAAUUCGUUCCAGUUUUGUUUUAAGUGGCUUAAAUGUUGAAAGUGUACUUUGGGUCGAUGUUUGUUACAACUGCCAACGUUUGUUACACGCGCGUCGACGUUCGAUACAUUCAGGUGAUUUGGAUGGAAUUUCAAAGUGGACAAGACUGACAUCUAUUUAUAGCAGGGAUCCUUAACUUACCUCAUAAGGGCACCAUAACGUUAUCAUAAGGUUUACGUGCCUCUAUGAAUUGGUUGUGUUUGUUUGUGACUAAGGUUUACUACAAAUGUGAUGCUAUAUUUGUGUUGUACCCCAUCGUGUGUCUAUGAAUUGGUUGUGGUUCCAAGUAAGGGUCACCAAGGUUGUACAACUCUUAAGAGUUAGUUAUUACCCUUAACUUCUAACAUCUUUUCAAAGGGGCAGGUUAUUUUUUUAUGUCUCGAAUUGGUGUGGAUAUACUUUUGCAAGUACUUUCAUAAGUCCGUACCCUUAUAAAGUAUAACAUUGUCUUAUGUUACGUUAUGAAAGCAGUGUUAGUUAAAUGUUAAGUGUCCCUGAUUUAUAGAAAUCGGUUCGUCUGAUCAGGACCAACAAAAAAUCCUAACGUAUGUAAUGGGCUUGAAUGCGAAAUAAACAAGUGUUUAAGCUUCAAGUAGAAGAACGCGCGACACGCAGCGUCUGCACAA
Molecule: messenger RNA, 1600 nt
Organism: Thrips palmi
Lineage: Eukaryota; Metazoa; Arthropoda; Insecta; Thysanoptera; Thripidae
Exons: 3
Coding region: 206-580 (124 amino acids)
Source: RefSeq, a predicted model, not a curated record